This is a messenger RNA of Rubroshorea leprosula, 970 nucleotides long. The record is from the annotation of a GenBank genome assembly. NCBI's taxonomy places the organism in Eukaryota, Viridiplantae, Streptophyta, Magnoliopsida, Malvales, Dipterocarpaceae.
AACAUUUAAAAAACAAAAAAAUAGAGUCCAAAAUUCAACUUCAAAGAAAGACAAUAAAGAAAUACGGUAAAGGAGCGUCCACCUUUGAAAAGUCAAAAUAAGUUCUCGUCAAAAUUUCUCAACUUGAACAUCUUCUCCUUUCUCAUUUUUGGUAUUAUGUAUCCCAAACCCAAACCCAAACCCAAACCCAAACUCAAAUCCCAUUGGAUUUGGAUUCAAUUUUUCAGAGAUGGAAAGCUUCUUCAAGAACGCUGUUUUUCUCUUCUGCUUUCUCUUUGUAGCGAAGGUUGCAGAGCUCCAAGAUGCCAAAGAUGAAUGCCAAACCAAAAAGUGCAACCACCAUACCAUCCGGUUCCCGUUCUGGCUAACGGGACAACAACCGGAACAUUGCGGCUAUCAUGGGUUUGAACUCUCCUGCGAAGACAAGCAGACUGUGCUCGAGUUGCCAUGGAAUGUAAAGUUGUUCGUGAAGCGUAUAGAUUACAAAGCAAAGAGGAUUCAGUUAUAUGAUCCUCAGGGUUGCCUUCCCCUGCAACUUCCCAAUCUCAAUUUAUCAGCAUCUCCCUUUCAGUACUUGAGACAAACUCCCUUCUCGUUCAAUUAUGCGGAGUCAAAGUACAAUCUUUUCAACUGUUCAAGGGAAGCAACUGUGGCCUGUGGGUAUUAAUUAUGAAUUUUACGAGAUUCCUUGCUUAAGCGUCCCAGGCUUCCAAGUUCUAGCUUUUCCUUCCAAUUAUACACAUGCUUUUAACUUGUUAGGUUGAAGGAGAACGUUACUCAACAUAUCGCAGAUAGCAGUAUACGAAGAAAUGUUGUAUUACCAGACAGGGGAUGUUCAUUUGAGUUGGUCCCAACUAGAUUGUAGUAAAUGUGAAGAAGUAGGCAGCAAAUGCAAGCUGAAGAAUAAUAAUAGGACACAGGAUGACACAGAGUGUUAUGGUACCACCAAGAAUCAAUGAGGUAUGCUUUU